AUGGGUAAGGCAUCCAAAUGGUUUCGCGGUCUUUUGGGCCUCAAGAGACCGGACUCGCCGUCCUCCGCCGCCGCUACCAAACCGCCCAAGGACAGACGACGGUGGAGCUUCGUCAAGUCCUACAGAGAAAAGGACCAUUCCGCCACGGACCACCAUGCACCACCCACCAACGGAGGCCACUCCUCGGGUCACGUGGAAAGCGCUGAUCCCCACAUCGCAGCAGUCACCGCUGCCAUGGCCGAGGCUGCCUUCGCCGCCGUGGCUCGACUCACUAGCAGUGGUCGGUGCCCUGCCACCGUCGCCGGAGAAGUUACUCGAGAAAAAUGGGCAGCGGUUAAGAUUCAAGCCGCCUUUCGAGGGUCUUUGCUACUAACGCGUAUCGAGGUGCGUCCAGCGUCACCAUCUCUCUGUGUUUCUUUUCCCUCCGUGUUGCCCUUUUCACUAUUAAAUGCCAUCUUGCUUUACACUCUUCACGCACACGCACUGCCCAGAGCGCGACAUAAAGUGUAA
Messenger RNA from Sphenostylis stenocarpa, 510 nucleotides. Lineage: Eukaryota; Viridiplantae; Streptophyta; Magnoliopsida; Fabales; Fabaceae. The record is from the annotation of a GenBank genome assembly.